Molecule: messenger RNA, 906 nt
Organism: Pygoscelis adeliae (Adelie penguin)
Lineage: Eukaryota; Metazoa; Chordata; Aves; Sphenisciformes; Spheniscidae
Gene: ZFAND2A
Product: zinc finger, AN1-type domain 2A
Exons: 7
Coding region: 1-906 (301 amino acids)
Biological process (GO): proteasome-mediated ubiquitin-dependent protein catabolic process; protein targeting to ER
Cellular component (GO): cytoplasm; endoplasmic reticulum
Molecular function (GO): zinc ion binding
Source: RefSeq, a predicted model, not a curated record
AUGGGAUUGGAGUUGAGAGACCUGGAAGAGGCAAAUGUGAGCUGGAGUCACCCGAAUGUUAAUGCUGCAGCGGUGGCUCCACAGCUGGAGCAGCAAGCAGGAUGCUCCCGGAUGGCGCAGGAGUACCACAGGGUGUCCCCAGGGCGGGUUGUGGGUGCUCCCAGCGUGGACGUGGCACAGCUGUCCAAGAAGACCCCAUGCAGCAAGCGCCACAGCGGAGGAGAUGAAACCACGAGUUUGCCCCUCGCGAACCAAGGACCUGUGGCAGACUGCAGUGCUCUGUCAUGGCGGUUGUUCUUUGGAGGAAGGGUUUUAAAUAGGAUCUUCGGAGCGGAUAGCGUGUGUCCCGGGGAGGCCAGCGUCCUGCACCCCGAGCCUCCUCGGCAAGGCAGGUUCUGCGCACGGGUGCUGCGGUUAGUAGCGGACUUUCUUCCUCUGAAAUGCGAUGCUUGUGGGGAAGUCUUCUGUAAAGAUCACAUCCGUUAUGAUGACCACAAGUGUAGCUCUGCCUACAAGAAAAAUGUGCAGGUUCCAGUGUGUCCGCUCUGCAAUGCACCUAUCCCAGUACAGAAGGGGGAAAUACCAGAUGUUGUGGUUGGAGCCCACAUGGAUAAGGACUGCAAAUACAAUCCAGCCCAGCAGAAGCAGAGGAUAUUCACAAACAAGUGCUUAAAGCCAGGUUGCAAAAGGAAAGAGAUGAUGAAGGUAGUUUGUGAACAGUGUGGUGGCAACUUCUGCAUAAAACAUCGGCAUCCUCUGGAUCACGACUGUAAAGGGAGCAGCCAUCCCACCUCCAAGGCAGGAUAUGCAGCUCUGAUGAGAGCCUCUCAAACUGCCUUCAAGUCAACGGGAGCAAUUGGAGUGCCAUCUAAUGGGAGUCUUCAGCACAACAGGUAUAAGCUGUAG